GAAGAGUGGAUGCGUGUGAGUUAACGCAGCGAGCAGACGCGCACAGGUGAAAUAUUGUCCAGAGACUCUGGCAGUGGUAGAGACGAGCUGCUGCGAGGGUGAUAACAGAAGCAUGGUACAGCAGACGGAGAACUGCGAGACGGAGAGUUUGUCCAGAGAGGCGACCGACUCCGACGAGAGCGAGUUUAUGGCGUGCAGCCCGGUGCCCGGCUCCGAGAUGAACCCGGACUGGUGCCGGACAGCCACCGGCCACAUCAAACGGCCCAUGAACGCGUUUAUGGUGUGGUCCAAAAUCGAGCGGCGAAAGAUCAUGGAACAGUCGCCGGACAUGCACAACGCCGAGAUCUCCAAGCGCUUGGGCAAACGCUGGAAAAUGCUGAAGGACAGUGAAAAGAUCCCGUUCAUCCGUGAAGCCGAGCGGCUGCGCUUGAAGCACAUGGCAGACUAUCCUGACUACAAGUACCGUCCGAAGAAAAAACCAAAGCUGGACAAUAACUCGUCCAAAUCGGCGCUGUCUCCCGAAAAGUCUUGUGCAAAGAUGUCGAAAAGCGGCGGCGCCUCCAACAAGAAGUGUCCCAAACUGAAAACAAGCAAGUCUGGAAGCAAGUACGCGGAUGACUACGCGUAUAAGAGUGCCAAAGUGGCAAAAAUCGUGAAGAGUGAGUUCACGGAUGAUGAUGACGAUGACGACUACGACUACGAGGAGGACAGGACGAGAGCGCGCUUAAAGGACCUAGACGAGGAGGAGCAGACUCGCGCGUACGGCGCAGCUAAAGUUCCCGCCAGUCCCACGCUGAGCGCCGGCACAGACCCGGAGACCGCCAGUAUGUACGAGGACGCGACGCGGAGCUCAGCGCCACACGGCGCGCGCCUCUACUACAACUUCAAGAACAUCACCAAGCAGAGCGCGCCGUGCGCGUCUUCCUCCUCCUCUUCCUCAUCCUCCCCAGCCUCGGCGCGCUCCGUGUCCACAUCGUCCAGCUCGAGCGAGGACUCAGACGACCUGCUGUUCGAUUUUAGCCUCAAUUUGGCAGCGGCGUCGCAGUGCUCCGAGUCUGGCGGCCUCGCUUCAAAUCUCUCCCUCUCCCUAGUGGAUAAGGACUUGGACUCGUUCAGUGAAGGCAGCCUCGGCUCGCACUUUGAGUUCCCCGACUACUGUACACCCGAGCUGAGUGAAAUGAUCGCCGGCGACUGGCUCGAGAAAAACUUUUCCGACCUGGUGUUUACGUACUAAAACAAUAAUAAUGUACGGCUGAAGGAUUGAUAAAAAGAUGAAUUUCACGUGUCAUGUACACGUUUGUUUGUUGUGAUCCUCCAUCACCUUGUGGUGGUAGCCUGCUUAGCAGUUUUGGGGAAAGGAGAGAGAGAGAGAAAGGUUGGAGGAGUAUGAUGAGAUGCGUAUGAAGAACGGUACUGUAGCAAAGAGAGAAAGAUUGAGAGAGUUAGAGAGAGAGAGAGAGAGAGAGAGAAGAAAACGUAAAUGAAAACAGACUUUUUUUCUGGCAGCAUGACAGGGUUUUAAGGAUUUUUUUCUGUAGGUCUACAAUAUAUCGAUCGACUACAGUCGGGCCGCUAUGGGGAAAAAAAUCUGAGAACUUCUAUGCAUCUUUAACCCUCUUUAUAACUGCAGGGAGAUGAACGCAUUAAGACUGUGGACUGACUCGAAGCGAAUCUGUGAACUUUUUUUCACCGUUCAUUCAGGACGCCAACUUCAAAAAAAAAAAGAAAGAAAGAAAAAAAAAACACGAUCGUUUCUGUUCUUUCGAAAGGUCUUCUUUUACCGUUUUUUAUACCCGAUUCUCGUUUACUUACCGGUGUGAACCUUAAAGCAGCCUAUUUUAAUCCUCUCCGGAGUCGCAGGUGGCGGAGGACCCGUUUUGAUACAUAAACAGACCUCAUGUUUUUAAAAGAAAGCAAACUAUUUUCAGGCGUAUUUUUGUACAGUGCAAAAAAAAGGGAAUGUUCUUUACCGCGCGCUCAGUGAGUUUCAGGCACUUCUUUCCCACAUCAGUUUGUCUGAGCAUGCAAAAGCGAGUCCCAGAUCAAUUCAGACUCGACUCAGCAAUGCCUUGUGAUUUGAAGGGUUUUUUUUUUUUGUUGUUUUUUUUUUUUGUACAGUUGUAGAUCAGAUUCGUCCAGUAUUUGUAGAACAUAAUGGCAUUUGUGUGUGAGAGAGUGAAAGAGAGUGAAAGAGACGUACCUCCAUGCUGGUACUAGUUUCCAGAUUGUAUAUGUACUGUAAAAUAGUAAAAGUUAGGAGUUUAUGUAUAUCAUACUCGUGAUAUGUGGAUGGGUCCCAAAUCGCAGGUGUGAAACUGGAAUUUUUUGUUAUUAUUAUUAUUAUUAUUAUUUUUUACGGCACAUACUGUUUCCCCUUCAUUUUUUUUUUGUUUUGUUUGUGCAAUAUAUUUACUUGUAAAUGCAGACCAUCUACAUUUUUAUUGUAGCAAAUGGUGGCCAGGCAGACAUGUAGGGCUGUGAACAAUAUGAUCUGUCACCAUGCUGAAGUCUGUCUUUACAGUGAUAAGGAAAGUAAUCAGCUGGAACUGAUGGAAAAGAAAUUGAAAAUGACCACAUGACAUGAUGCAUUACUGUGGAAAAAAAAAUCAAAUAAAAUCAGUAUCCCUCUAAAAACAUUUGAUUUACUACAAGAAAGCUAUAGAAAACGACCCUGUUUUAAAAGAAAUAAGAAAAUUUGGCAGGUAUUGAUUGUAGGUGAGCUGGCUGAAAAAAUGUCAAGCAAGCAAAAAAAAAAAAAAAGAGAAAAA
Molecule: messenger RNA, 2768 nt
Organism: Hemibagrus wyckioides
Lineage: Eukaryota; Metazoa; Chordata; Actinopteri; Siluriformes; Bagridae
Gene: sox11a
Product: SRY-box transcription factor 11a
Exons: 1
Coding region: 113-1234 (373 amino acids)
Biological process (GO): anatomical structure morphogenesis; neuron differentiation; negative regulation of transcription by RNA polymerase II
Molecular function (GO): DNA-binding transcription activator activity, RNA polymerase II-specific; RNA polymerase II cis-regulatory region sequence-specific DNA binding
Source: RefSeq, a predicted model, not a curated record